Sander lucioperca (pikeperch) is the source of this 2001-nucleotide messenger RNA. RefSeq names its product transmembrane p24 trafficking protein 10 (gene tmed10). Gene Ontology annotation, biological process: intracellular protein transport; endoplasmic reticulum to Golgi vesicle-mediated transport; Golgi organization. The record is from RefSeq and is a predicted model, not a curated record. NCBI's taxonomy places the organism in Eukaryota, Metazoa, Chordata, Actinopteri, Perciformes, Percidae. The coding region runs from base 98 to 718 and encodes 206 amino acids. Gene Ontology annotation, cellular component: endoplasmic reticulum; Golgi apparatus; endoplasmic reticulum-Golgi intermediate compartment. The transcript is spliced from 5 exons.
AGGGGCGGCGCUGGAGGGUUCAGUCGGGCCGGUUGUGUGAGCUGGAACUCGGUGUUAAACUGGUUGGCUGGCACGGACUGGUUGGUUGAGGGUAGCCAUGGCUCGACUCGCUGCGCUACUGUUGUUACCGGUUCUGAUUGAAUCGGUGUUUUGCAUUUCUUUCUUUUUACCGGUUAACUCAAGAAAGUGUUUACGGGAGGAGAUCCACAAAGACGUCCUUGUCACGGGGGAGUAUGAAAUAACGGAACAGGCGAACACCAAAACUAAUCUGAAGAUCACAGAUUCCUCCAGCCACACUCUUUACUCCAAGGAAGAUGCAACAAAAGGAAAGUUUGCAUUCACCACUGAGGACUAUGACAUGUUUGAGGUGUGCUUUGAGAGCAAAUCACCCAUGGGAACUGGAAGAGUGCCUGACCAGCUGGUCAAUCUGGACAUGAAGCAUGGUGUGGAGGCGAAAAACUAUGAAGAGAUUGCCAAGGUGGAGAAGCUGAAGCCUCUCGAGGUCGAGCUGAGGCGACUGGAGGACCUGUCGGAGUCCAUCGUCAAUGACUUUGCUUACAUGAAGAAGAGAGAGGAGGAGAUGCGGGACACCAAUGAGUCCACCAACACACGUGUGCUGUACUUCAGCAUAUUCUCCAUGUGCUGUCUCAUUGGACUGGCUACAUGGCAGGUCUUCUACUUGCGGCGCUUCUUCAAGGCAAAGAAGCUGAUCGAGUAGAACAACCCGUAGCUCCUUACCUCGGGGGAAGCUGCCUGUCGGUCAGCCAACACAUCCAAACAUCCACCUUCCUUGGACUAGCUUCAGCAAACAACAGCAAGUGGGGUUGAGGGGCUCAAAUUCUAUUUUUCACGGCUGUAAGAGAGAGUACCGAGGUUGUCCUCUGAGAAAAAAACAAAUGAUUAACUUCCUUAUUUAGUGGUUUGAAACAUGAAAAGCGCUGUAGGGAGAAGUGCACUGUGAGACAUGGGAAGCGUAUGUCACUGCAUUAGUGAUGUAUGUCCAUCUCAUGGUACUUUACGUUUCUGUCUGCACUGUUUUGAGUGUUGCAGCUUACUGAAUAAGAACUUGUUCCUUCAACCAGUUAAAGUGAUGUUUGAUUUUGAGCUCAGUUUGAAUGGAUGUGCCAUGAGCGAAUGUCUUUUGCCCUUCUGUUGAUGUACACAUUCUUUGCCAUGCCAAGCAAACUAGAUCCUUGGUGCCCUUUUAUCAAGUGAAGGCUAUUUGAAAAAGUGGUUUGUUGUUACGUUGAUGAGAAAGAUAGCAACCACUUCUGUGUUAUGUCACUUAAUUUGCAUACAUGUUUGGUAGCUAAAUUUAACCGUGUCUUUAGUUUGUUUUCAUAUUGUAAAUGCUACUUAGUUGCUUCUAAAGGUUUAUUUUUUGGGGGGUUGUGAGUUUUCAUAGUAAUAUUCUCUUGGUUAUAAAUUAGGUCACUUCUAUAUGCUCUUGCACGUUCUAGUUUUUGUGAAACACCUGAACAAUAAUUUGUCACAAAUCAAUGGUAGCCAGAAACCAAAAACCUUGUCAUUAGGAAGGAGUUUGCAGCAUUAUAUUUCAUGUAUAUGGCUGAGUAAUUAAUUUAACCACCUGACUUCUAUGAUACAAUUCAUAUAUACUUGUGCAAGUUUCUCUUGUCAGAGGUUUUGACAGGAAAUGUAAAAUAGGCAAUCCAAACCCUUUCUGAAAUUUCCUUUCAGUCGUGCGCCCCUUUUAUUCACACACACAAUUUUCAAAAUAUCACUUGCUAAUUACAGUGCCGAUCCAUCCAGCAUGCUUCUUUUCUUUAGAAAUACUUUUGAGGCUUGGGUUACAUGGGAAUGUGGGUGGUUGCAAAUAUGCAGAUUGUUUUUGGCAGGGAUUAAUUGAGGCAUCUGUCAGAGGUACAUUUUUAACAAUGGACAUGCGCAUUGUGCGCAAUCAAUGAUUUUUAUGUUGACUGAUAAAUUUUGUAAAUUUGUGUUGGGCUUUUAUUCAAUAAAAUAUUGGAUGGAUUUACAUUA